Molecule: messenger RNA, 2170 nt
Organism: Mangifera indica (mango)
Lineage: Eukaryota; Viridiplantae; Streptophyta; Magnoliopsida; Sapindales; Anacardiaceae
Product: 1-aminocyclopropane-1-carboxylate synthase-like
Exons: 4
Coding region: 199-1617 (472 amino acids)
Biological process (GO): biosynthetic process; amino acid metabolic process
Molecular function (GO): pyridoxal phosphate binding; transaminase activity
Source: RefSeq, a predicted model, not a curated record
CAGGCAACCUUUACAUAUUCGAGUUUUUUACAAGUCAAGGCCGGGUAACGCAAGCAAUUACGAUAAUCUAAAGGAGUCUCAACUCUCUCCUCUCUCUUCUCUCUUUCCUCUUUCUCUCCUAUCUAUCUGCAUAUAUAUUUGCCAUUCGACACUCUCUAAGACACAAAAAAGGCGUCCAUCUUUAGAAAACAAGAAGAAAUGUUGUCCAAGAUUGCAAUCGGCAAUGGACAUGGUGAAAACUCUCCAUAUUUUGAUGGUUGGAAGGCAUAUGAAACUGAUCCAUAUCAUCCCACUAAGAAUCCCAAGGGAGUCAUCCAGAUGGGUUUAGCCGAAAAUCUGCUUUGUUUUGAUUUAGUUCAAGAAUGGGUCUUAAGCAACCCAGGAGCCUCUAUCUGCACUGCGGAAGGUGUAAGUGAUUUCAGAGAUAUCGCUAUCUUUCAGGAUUAUCACGGCUUGCCAGAGUUCAGAAAUGCUGUUGCAAAUUUUAUGGCAAGAGUGAGAGGGAAUAGAGUCAAAUACGAACCUGAUCGAAUUGUUAUGAGCGGUGGAGCAACCGGAGCACAUGAGACGGUUGCCUUUUGUUUGGCUGAUCCCGGGGAAGCAUUUUUGGUGCCCACUCCUUACUAUCCAGGAUUUGAUCGAGAUUUGAGAUGGAGAACAGGAGUUCAACUUUUUCCAGUUGUGUGUGACAGUUCUAACAAUUUCGAGAUUACAAGAGAAGCCGUGGAAGCAGCAUAUGAAAAAGCUCAAGAAGACCACAUCAGAAUCAAGGGUUUGCUCCUCACCAAUCCAUCGAACCCGCUAGGGACUUGUUUAGACAGAGAAACACUAAGAAGUUUAGUAAGCUUCAUUAAUGAAAAGAACAUCCACUUAGUCUGCGACGAGAUUUAUGCUGCCACAGUCUUCAUGGGCCAGCCCGAUUUCAUUAGCAUCUCUGAAAUUAUAGAAGAAGAUAUUCACUGCAAUCGCAAUCUCAUCCACCUCGUUUACAGUCUUUCAAAGGAUCUGGGGUUCCCAGGCUUUAGAGUCGGCAUUAUAUACUCAUACAACGAUACAGUUGUGAGUUGCGCCCGCAAAAUGUCAAGCUUUGGACUUGUAUCAUCACAAACUCAACAUUUAAUCGCUUCAAUGUUAUCAGAUGAUGAAUUUGUGGAUAGGUUCAUUACUGAGAGUGCUGAAAGGCUUGCAAAAAGGCACAGAGCCUUCACAUGGGGGCUAUUUCAAGUAGGCAUUGGUUGUUUGAAGAGCAAUGCGGGGCUAUUUUUCUGGAUGGAUUUGCAUCAUCUCCUCAAGGAGCAAACUUAUGACGCAGAGAUAGAACUGUGGAAAGUGAUAAUCAACGAAGUUAAAUUAAAUGUUUCUCCGGGUUCUUCCUUUCAUUGCGCUAAUCCAGGAUGGUUUCGGGUUUGUUUUGCCAACAUGGAUGAUGAAACCACGGAAGUUGCUUUAGCAAGAAUCAGAAGUUUUAUGCGUAAGAAUAAGGAAGCGAAGAUGCCUGCGAAGAAAUUGUGCGGGCAAAGAAGUCUCAGACUUAGCACUUCAUUCAGGAGAUUGGAUGAUAUCAUGAACUCGCCAUGCAUGUCUCCUAAUUCACCUCUUGUUCGAACCAGAACUUAAUCAAUUAGGUGCAAUAAUCUCUGCACCAAGCUCAUAAUUGCACCUAAUUGAUUAAGUUCUGGUUCGAACAAGAGGUGAAUUAGGAGACUGCACCAAGCUCAUAAUAUACCGUCAAGUGUAAAGAUUUAUGAUUGACGCAUUUAUUUUGUUCAUAAUUCCAAUUUCAAUAAAUCUAUGUGUACCUUGUUUUAAGUAUUCAAUUGGGUAUCUAAAUGAUAUAUCAUUGAAUUAUAUGGUGGUAUAUCAUCUAAACACUCAAUUAAAAACAUGGUAUACAUAGCAUUAUUCUUCCAAUUUUUAUGGACCUAAGAGAAAUUCCAUAUGCGUUCUAUGUAAUCAGUAUUGUAACCUUUAUGAUGUAGGCUAUGCAUCAUAUGGGAUUGUUUUUUUUCUGGUUCACGCUUACUUCCUAGGUCCAAUGUCGUUUGUUGAAUGUAUUUCAAUUUUUUUUUUUUCUCACAAGGGAAAAUGUAAGUGAUCGACCAAAGUAAAUUGUUUGUAAGUUGAUAUUGGGACAUAGUAUUCAGUCAGUUUUUACUCUUUUUACAUUCAA